Hibiscus syriacus is the source of this 393-nucleotide messenger RNA. RefSeq names its product MDIS1-interacting receptor like kinase 2-like. The record is from RefSeq and is a predicted model, not a curated record. NCBI's taxonomy places the organism in Eukaryota, Viridiplantae, Streptophyta, Magnoliopsida, Malvales, Malvaceae. Gene Ontology annotation, molecular function: protein binding. The coding region runs from base 1 to 393 and encodes 130 amino acids. The transcript has a single exon.
AUGGAUAUAGCAACUACACUUCUCAACGUCGCAAACAUCACCAAAAUUGAUCUUAGUUAUCAACCGAUGGGUGGAAAUAUCCCGCCUCAGAUAGGUGAUCUAUCGGCAUUGGAGUACCUUGACUUGUACUCUUGUGAUUUAUCUGGUGAGUUACCUCCUCCUCUUGGAAACCUUUCCCAUUUACUGUUUCUCCACCUUUCCAGUAAUUGUAUUCAUGGUCCAAUCCCUUCUUCUUUUGGUCAAUUAACCAAUUUGGAAAGUUUGUACCUUGAUGAUAACCAACUCGAUGGCUACAUCCCUCGGGGUAUUGAAAAUAUGAAGAAACUCGGGUAUUUAAGCAUCAGAGAUAAUAAUUUUACUGCUAUAACAUUCCUCUGUUUCUGUGUCCUUUGA